AUGGACUGGACAGACUUCCUGACCCUUGGUUUGAUUCUGGCCUGGGUAAAAGCUCCUUGCGUUUUCACUGUCAGACGAGAUCAUAUCGGUAGGUUGGUUACAAUUUCACUAUCUAAGACUCUUUUUAUUCUCUUAUUUCUCUUUGUCUCUUUUUAUAUCCGAUUCAUGGGAGAUAUGCGAACGUGAUUGGUUAUUAGCAGUUCGAUUUGAGCUUUAAUGGAGCGGUGUGUGCGCCAUGCUGGUAAUUGGGUAGUACGCGUCAUUUCCGUGCUGUGCUCCUUAGAGCAUAGUUUGAUUUCCUUGUGGAGGAAAAAAUCUACUGCUAUGUUUCUAUUUGUGAAUAAGUUCAACUGAUGGGCAUGUUGGUUCUCACGUGUAUGAUUACAGAUAGGAUUAGACUUAACUCUUUUCUAUCGUAGACCAGUGAUGUUGGUCAAAGGCUAUCCUUUUCAAAAUAGUUGUUUAGCUAAAUUGUUUAGUCCACUGUAAGUUACAGGUUUACCUCGACCCUUAUUAAUUUUAAAGGGUUCUUGCCUUGUACUUAAGUCUGGCCUUUAUCUCAGUGGUCCGCCUAAGACAGCAUAGUAGCAUAUACCUUAUGUGGUAGUUGCCAUUCAGAGGUGUAUUUGAUCCUUAUAACGAUUUUCGCGAAACAACGUUUUUUUGGCGUAAAAUGCAAAAAUCGCCGUUUUACCACAGACAACAAAAGCAAUUUACUCAAUUUUCACUGUUCUAAAUCGAGCUUCGAACGUUGUCAUUUUAUUCCGUUUUUAGGAUUGACUGUAGGAAAGCCUUUGAUAACCUUGGUUGGUGACAAGGAAACAUACAAAAGUGAUCAGAAGAAUCACGGUAAGCAAAUCAACGUGGCCACAAACGAAAAUAUUGUAAAUAAAACGUCCUCAGUUGGAGAAUACGAAGAUGCCAGUUCAAAUUACAAAGUGAACAGUGAAUCAAGUUUUGCUUCAAACGAUGUUUAUGAUAAAAAUAAUGGGGGCGUGGCACUUAAUGAUGAUGUCAUAUCACCCUCGAGACUUGCAGAAAGACUUUACAGUCAGUUGGAAAGCGAUGACGCUAAAUUGUCAGGAUUUCAACUUGAGAAGGAUCCCUCUGGAGGAGAAGUUCUCAUCGGUCCCAUGUCGCGGGCGAUUUCUGAUAUGGUGUAUCAGAAGAACUCUCAGAAUGCAAGUUCCGUCGAAAACGAAAAACUGACGACUUUUAAAGGAUCAGAAAGAUUAAAAAGCUCUCGUCUAGAGAACCAAUCAUCAAAAGAUCCUCUUGCGAAAGUAUCGUAUGUAUUAAACCAUAAAGGUGAAGAUCUCUAUCACUCGUUACCAUCUAGUAAUGACACAACUAGUAAUGGCCAGAGAAACAUCGAAAAUAAUGCAAAUGUAGUUCAAGGUAAGAACGACUCAAGUAACAUUGAUGUAAAGGAGGUAAACACAAGCAGUAUGGUCUCGAAUAGCGAAGCCUCUCAUGACUUGGGUGCUUUUUCAAAGAGUGAUUUCGUUAAAUCGCAGAAUUCAAAUGGCAUGAACCGUUCUUGGAAUGAAACUAUUGAUAAGUCUAAGCCAAAUAUUGAUCAUGACAUGGGUCAUGAGGUUUUCAAUCAGUCAGCUCCAUCUGCGCAGAAUUCGAACAUCUCAUCAGACACUUUAAACAUCCAGCUACCAGAACUUGUCAAAAGCGUAGUGGAGCGUCUGGGAAACCAAGGAACUAUGUAUGUUUCGCUGGAAUUAGCAAAACAUCCGAUGAUGAAAGACAUUUGGGCAAGCUCCAUUGCACGGGCUCUUCUUAUGGAAAGCAAUAAAAUUUCUCAACUUGAUUCUGGGAAGAAAGUAGGAAUUACUUCGGACUCCAGUAGAAUUGCUGAUUUAUCAACUGAUUUGUCUAAAGUUAGCGCUCAUGAGAGUCAGAGGCCGAAAGAAGGUAACCAAAGUGCGAGCAGUCCACUCACGACGGUCCAAAUGAAAGAACCGGCCCAGACAAUAAAAGAGAAAGUUAAAGGUCAUUCCCUGUCCGAGCUGACCAUCGGAAAUGCUGAUAAUUCUGCACCGUUACAUAAAAUGAAAGAAACAGCAAAUGCAGUAGGAGAAAGUAACUCAACACCUACUUCUCACAUGAUUGAAUCAUCUCAAGCAGGACAAGAUCAUGAAAAAAAUAAUCGUACUCAAGGAGUUCAUCAGGGACCAUUAAAGAAGCCCAUGACACAAGCUGCUCCCAAAAUUAACUCCAAAGUCCAAGAGAAAAAUCACUAUGAUUUGCUUCCCAAGACUGCUGGGAGAAUUGCAGCGGGACAAAACACUAAGACUAGUGAACAGGAAACUUAUAACAGAAAACAAGUUCUAACGCCCUUGAUAUCUGGAUUCAUUUCCAACAAAGAAAUCCCAACAUGGUUUGGUGGAAGUGAUAAGGACGAACCAUCGAUUUAUUAUAGGCCGGUUGUCACAUUGUCCUCCGAUGGACUCGUUUCUAAUACAGCAAAUCAACCUACACAGUUGCCUGGAGCACAAGGAGAUCAGAAAGAAGAUUUGCCAAAGUCAACAAAUGCAAUGGUCUCAUCGGCAAAUUCUAAUCGAGCUAUAGAUGCACCUUUCCUAUAUAGCAAAUUUACAAGUUUGGAUCCCGAUGAAACCAAAUAUGUUCAACUAAAUCUUAUGAGUGAUCCAGUCGCAAAGGAAAGCUUUACUGAUGUCAAUAGCCCAUUUUCAAGUCAAGAGCAACUACAAGACGAAGAUACUAAAGAGGCAAGUUUUCUUGAGCAUCAAAUCAACGAUGCCGGUCGUUUGGUUCAAGAGAUUUUCCCUAGCCUGAACUCAACUGCACCAAAACAGAAUACUGGUCAGUUUUUUGGCAAUCCGUUAGCCAAAGCUAAUAGUGAAGAGUUAUACACGAGAGAUAACCAUUUCCUUAAUGCUGAAAAAAGAAAAAAUGAACAGAUCAUGGCUUCCGUUGUUAAUGAGGACCAAAAAUUUUCGUCUGACCCAACCUUCAAUCAACCACAGAGCCAAGAUAAACAGCAAAAAUUCUACCCAGAUGCAACACAAAAGUCGUAUUUGGUACCUCCUAGUCUCUAUAAGGUUCCUGGCCAUCAAGAUGGAACAGGGACACAAGCUGGUGUAGGUCAAAUAUUCUCAAGUCCGAAAACAGCUUCAGAUAUUUCUUCGGUAGAUCUUGCUCCUCUCAGUAGUCUUGUUGGGCUUCAAGGAGCAUUCAACUUAAUCAAACCAAAAACAUUAAACUACCAAUCCGAGAAUAUUGAAAAUGGCCGAAAACUGGACAUCAGAGGAGACGGUAUAUCCCAAUUUGGAGUAAACCCAUUCCCAGCAUCACUGGCGAGACCACAAAAGAAACACCUAAUACACAUGAGCAAAAGAAAACACAGAAAGAAGUUCAUUAGGAAAGCAAAUGUUAAUGCAUCAUCGUCUACAACCUUGUCGACUACUUCUUCCCCUAUGCAUGUAAAAACAUCAUACAAACACGCUUCUAAUGGGAUAAAACCGACGAAAUCUCGUAAUCAGCCGGGGACUCGAGAUUCUGAGAUAAGUCCUUCCUCUGUCAUAUUUGGACUGACAGCAAAAGAAAUGAAAGAACUUGAAACUCAUUUAGCUCACACACCACAUAUUGUAGGUGGUCCUGAGGAGAAUAGCGGUGUGCAAGGGGCGUCACCCACGACUAAAGGUUACUACAACACUGUAACAGAUGAGGAACAAGAAAAAUCAAUGGAUUCCACGAAAAAUCUUGUCCAAAAAUCAUUGAAACAGCGAAAUUUAACAAGGAAAGAGGUAAAACACAGUCUGUCAUAUAAAAAGAAGGCACAUACAAUAAAACAUGCUACUCAUUUUUCCAAAAGGUUACACAAGAAAUUUGACAAUAAUAGGAAUAAAAAGAGAGAUCUGGAGUCAUGGGAGUCCUCCACUGACGUGCUGAACAGUGACUUAGAUCAAAUUCGAGGUUUAAAUCCUAAAGCCCAAGAGGACAUCUCUAAAGUCAUUCUGAAAGAUUACGAUGGACAUCAGAGAAAUAUCAAAGAUAUAGAGGCAUUUCCAUUUGAUGAGCACGAUCCUGGUUAUUCUUUUGAACGUUCAUUAAAAGCUCCGGGGAGAAGGAACCUUAGGAGGGUGAAAAUUUCUAAGCAUUUUGGGAGGAAUAGUCAGGAUCGACGACAACUGUACAGUGAGGACGUGGUGGAACGAAACUCUGCAGAAGUAAAACACGGUGUAAAAGGUCUACACAAGGAAACUGAAAUAAACACACCGCUUGUAAUAAGAGGAAAUAAAAUCUUCAACGGUGAUGUAAUUCCCCUUGAUGACGUGAAAAACGAGUUUACCCAAGGUUUGUUACGUGAGACUCUCGGUAAAGAAAGCGAAGGAGUUCUGAAGCAUGCAAACGCAAUAUCGAAACACGAUAUUGACAGAAUCAAAAGCAUGUUCCAAAGUGCAGGAGAUGAAAUUGGCAUGAAGAGAGAUUCAAAGAGGACAUUUAAAGUAGCCAAACAAGGCCAUUUGAAGGUGAACAAAAUUGCAAAACUCCUCCAGCCUAAUAAGAGACGAUCUAAGUCCAGGAAGCAUGCGGCGAGAAGGGAUGCUACUGAUUGGGCGACUGAAUUCAACGAUGGCACUUUUCGAAGCCCUGACUUUGAGAGACAGUUAUCCCGCGCUCUGAAGCAAGAGAGUGAACACGACUUGAACUACGUGACUAGGUUGGAGAGCCUGGAUAAGUCAGGGCUGAGAAAGGGGGCGGAUCACGUUGACCCUAAAAGUAACCCAAGAAGGGGAAAUGCGGAGAACGCUUUUCAAGAGGAAAAUAUCAGAGAAUCAACUAAUAACAGUCAUUGGGACUAUCUAAUGAACACCCAAAAGAAGUUGAAAGCGUUUUUACAAAAUUCAAAUCGCAAUGGGAAGGGCUUGGCUCAUGAGGAACAUGAACUCGGUGGAAAGAGGGAAUGGACAAAUUCCGAAAUUCGGGGGAGUGUUUUUCGUGAUUUGACACCAGAAGGAAAAGUAUUAAGUGAUGAUUAUAAAGAUUUGGGUACCUUUGGAUCUGAUGCUCAAGCGCAGCUCGCAUCAGUGCUACAAUUUGCCAACAGCGAUGAUCAGAGAGAUUUGAAAGAGCUGGAAAAAAUUGACAAAGUUGAUGAAAAAGACGUAGAAAGUCUUUUUAAGCCAUCUGCUGAAGCUUUCAAGAGGUCAAUCCUUGAUAAAUUGGCUGGAAAUAAAGAAGGGACCGUCGAGACCAUUGCGGACAUUUUCGAUCCUGGAUCCGAAGGAAAGGAAAUAAAUAAUGUCGUAAGCAGUGAUGAAGGUAAAUUCAACCAACUGUAAAAAGUAAACGAUCUUACUCAUCAACAAAACAAUAACCAGGGUAAAGGAACCGUAUACAAUUGAUAUUAAUGCUGGAAUCCCUCCUCCCUCAGGUUUGCAAGAGAAGUAUUCAAAUUUCAUUAUGACUUGGUGGAAGCAAGAAGUAGAAUAUUUUUUUGUAUCAGGUUUAAAGACUUCUCAAAAAUUGGUGGCAGAAGCAGAACUUUGGAUAAAUAUUAACAAAUUUUUCCCCUUAUUCUGCAUGUUUUCAUCUACUUUGAUUAAGUUAAAACACCCAAAAUGUUAUGAGCAUCAAGAAAAAAAUUGGAACACAGAACAGGCGCUCAAAAUAAGCCAAGAUCUGUUCAUGAAAACAUAUCUGAAAGUUUUCCUCAUUCCUGAGUAGUUUCAGUGACGAUUCGCUUUUGUCUGUUCUUUGAUUGUACUUAAAUGUGUUAGUAAUCUCACUUUGAGUGCAAUUACUCUGUUAUGUGCCUACGUUAAACUUUUGCCUCCUACCGAGAACAGAUGGACCAAUGGGGAAAUUGCCCCUCUAACACCAAAGGGAUACGUUCAUUCUCCGCUUUCAUACCUCUUGAAACUUAGGAGACGCAGGGUGGAGUGCAUGGUCUAAGUGUUCCAAGUCCUGUGGUGAUGGAAGCAUGAAGACGAGGUCUUUGUACUGUAACAAAAGUUCUCCAUUUGACAAUAUUAUCAAAUGUCCCGGAUGGAACCACCAGACAGUGCCCUGUGAUGUUCCAAAAAACUGUCCAGGUUAGAAGCCACAUCAAGAAUAUGUACGAGGUUCGGCAAAAAAAGAAAUUUGAUUCACGUUGUAUUGUAUAGUGUUUGGCAAUCAUUUUGGUUUUCUAAACGAUAUAGAAGAGUCUAAACUGAGCUAGAUAAUAUCUCCGAAAGGCUAUUAAGGUGGUUCGCAAUAGUUUGUGGAAAUUGAGCCUCGACGGAUCAGUACUCCAUGUGGGUUGAUGAAAAAAAAAAAAGAAAAGAAUAUUAAACAAACACUGAAACACUUCUCAUCUGUUGUAAUCAUUGACUUGAUAUAACAUACGAAAGUAAAGAUUUGUGGAACACAGCGCUAACUUUACGAUUGAGGCGAGUAGUUCUUCAACGAGGAAUUCCACUGAGUAUCUUAUUUUCAAAUUGUCUACAACGUUGCACGAAAGGGAUUCAAAUUUAUCCUUAAAGUUUUGGUCGCUUUUCAAAUUAGAGCAGAUAGGACUACAUGUCCAAGCAAGUUACUGGUUAAAAAUGUUCAUCCAAAAACUCAAAUGUUCAAUGGUGAAUGCUCGGUGAGACAUCUUCAAACGUUUUCUCUAUGGAAAACAGCUAUUUUGAAGUAUAAUGAGUUCCACAGGUCGUUUAUAUCAACUUCAAACAUUCCUUGUUUUAGUAAAUGGCGGAUUCACUCAAUGGACGGAGUGGUCCGCGUGUUCAAAGACCUGCGGUCCGAGGGCUGUAAGAAUGCGCAUGCGACUUUGCACCAACCCCCCACCUGCUUUUGGAGGAAACGACUGCAAUGGCUGGAGAUUCCAUGUUGAAUAUUGCAAAGGGAAAGAAUGCCCCCAGAAACCUGGUAACUACAACCAAGAGAGUAAAGUAUAGGAACUCUCCUUUGAUUAUUCAUUCAUCAGCAGAUAGAUAGAAGCUGUAGCCAGAAAUGAUCGAAGGUAACACAAAUUACGAAAUUAAAUCGUAGUUUCUGGUUACUGAGACCAAAGUCAUUCUUUUCCAUCAUACAGAGAUCUUGAUACUUUGCUUUUUUGCGUUAAAAGUCUAAUUUUAAAAGAAGCGUUUAAACGACGGCUGUAAUUCAAGACGACCUUUUGUAAAAGAAGUUGCUUUUACCCUCUGAUUGUCAUGGGUGAACUUGAUUUCAAUGAAGUUUCGGAACAUUCAUUCUAAAGCCACAAAGCCAUUGUAAUUAGUCGAGCUUUUGACUUUUCACCGUUUAUUGGGAGAUUAUUACGAAAUAAUGGUUAAGCUGUUUGACCCUUUCAUUUUCAACUCGCGUUUAGGCGGCCCAGACCUAGACGAGAUGGAGACUUCGAAAAACAACAAGGAAAUAAUAUUUAGGACGUUAUCUUCAACACCAGUGAUAGAAGAAUUGUCGAAACGUCUUCCCAGUACAGACAUCGAUAAUAACAACAUCGCAAAAAGGAUUGCACGAUACAGCGGAUUAGCUCAUAUUGAUCAAGAAUUACCUCACAUACCCUCAGUACAGUCACUUCUUCAUGUGCCUCAGCAACAACAAGGCAUUAUUAGACAAAUUCCCAGCGAGCGGAAUGUGUUUGGCUUUCAACAAAUGCCAAACAUGAAACAGUUCACAACUUCACUGGCAAAUUUUCCUUCCUCGAAAUUCAUGUCCUCUAUGCAAUUUCUGAAGCCAGGAUCACAUUUAAUGCCACAGCAACAACAUGAGACCUACGAAAACGGUGGUAAGGCUAUUCACGUUCAAGGAAAUAACGAAAACGUCGGGUUCACGCCAUGGAGCGAGUGGACAAUUUGCAGCGCCUCGUGCGGACGCGGUAUUCGAACGCGCUCACGUUCUUGCAUUGGUACCUUUGACUUAGUUGGUGUUGACAGUUCGUGUAUGGGACCCAAAGUACAAACGAAACGUUGCCGUGACCACAAAUGUCCAGGUAAUUUACCUCAUUAACAUUGCAAACAUUUAGUUGAGAAAUUUUUUAAUUGCGUAUCGAAUGCAAUCCAGCAUCACUUUAGACGUGCCUGACCAUGCAUUUGCGUUUGUAUUUGCACUUGCAAUAAGACUCAGCCUUUUCCGUUUGCCAUCGCCUCAAGCUUUGGACAUUUAUUUCCCCUGAGUUAUUAUUGGCUUCUUUAGACCUCUCUCUUAUUCUGUUUGGCUGUUAGGCAGACUCGGGUCAGACUAAAUUUGUCCUCGUUGAACGAAGAGCCCACCAAAGUUUGCAUUCCUCUAAAUACGUGACUUCAGAUGGUGGUUGCACUCAGCCAGUAUCUGGAGUCACGGGUUCAAAUUUCGUUGAAACUUGAAUUUUUCCAGGCCUCUCCAAACAGUACUCCUUAUUCAAGGCCUAUUGAGGACAACGUUUACGAACUGUUAUAUUUGACUUUGAUGUCUGGUUUUACGACGUUAACUUGAAAAGUACUCUUAUUAUAAUAAUUUCAAGUUUUGAUUAAGGUAAUCUUUGAAAAGCAAAGAAUAUCUUACUCAAAUAACUGAAAUCCGGGAAUACGAUAGCUUGGAGAGUGACUUAGAUUUGGAAAGAUGCCAGGAAUGCAUAUAGAUUAAAUGAUAUAGACAACCUUCACACGCGAUUAUAACGCUUUCUGUUAACAAACUGGAAACACUUUAAUAAGACAACCAGAUAAACAGGACAUACUGCGUUAAUUCAUAGUUUUUUCCCCUCAUUGACUUCAAGUUGACGGCCGUUUCUCGCCGUGGAGUGACUGGUCCGAGUGUUCCAAGACUUGUGGAUCUGACUCAUACCAGACACAUGAAAGGACAUGCACUGACCCCCCUCCCAGCUUCGGUGGGGAGGAUUGUGUGGGCAGGACUGUGGAAAGACGUCAUUGCUUGAAGCCGUCUUGCUUGCUUCUAGGAGAUUAUAAUGCAAGCAAAGUGUUUAUACAAAGUGUUAAGUUUCAUAAUGGUAAGAUAAUGUUCACAUGGGGAGUAGGCAGGUGUUUAUAGUAGGGGCGUGGCAUACCAGCGUCUCCUGAUAUCUGAGUUUCAAUUUCUACCUUUAAAGAGGGCAAGGGGGUGGGGAAACUCUGAAAAAUAGGCCUUAGAACUUCUCCCCUGCCUCGUCCACUAACAAGAUCGGCAUCUCUUCGUUCCUGCUUCCUGAGAGAGCUUGCUGUAAUUACCAUGGGUCAGAACUCUUACUGGCCAGAUCUUCUGUUAUGAUGGAAUUCCCAAUUCCUUGGGGAGGAGCUCGAGGAAGGGCUUGUUCAUUUUUAAAAUUUGGGAGGGGGUGGAACAGAGAGAGACCUCUUCUCCCAUCCCUGCUAUCUCGCAUCCUGAGCUUAGGGUAAGUUAGUUUUUAUUUUUCGUCCUUGCUUCGGAGAGAUUUCUCAGGAUUCUCCAUUCUAUUCCUCCAGAAGACCUAGCACCCUAAAUUAAAAUUCGAACGGAAAGCAUUGAAUGAGAUAAGCCACUUUAUUUCCACUGCUUAAUAAAUUUCUUACCUUCUUAAUAUAGAUUGAUAGAUCGAUCGGUCUGGUCUGUUAAUGUCGAACGAUGGUUGGUUAGAUUUUGAAGUCUGCUUCGGUAUGUGGCUUAACACGGACGACGUAAAUGACACCAAGUAAAAGGAAAAAAAGGCAAAACGGAAAACUACUGAGUGAAUAUUUUGCCAUUCACAAAGAAUACGCAUAAUGUUACCACUUCUCUAUCUCUUUUUGUUCAGUUUCUUCAAAUUCUACUGAUGGUUUCACUGAAUGGGGCCCGUGGUCUCAAUGUUCAAGGACCUGCGGUUCUAAUUUAUUACGCGUGCGUAAACGAUCGUGUUUCAAACAGAACAUUCAGAGCUGCGCUGGUUCCACUUCAGAAGUGAAGCCCUGCAUGUUGCCAUCAUGUCCGGGAGACACCAUUCCUGGUUUUAGAACUGAAGCUGGGCUCUCUGGGACUGUUUCACAUAACAGUGAGUUCAUUUCAUGAACUUAGUUUGACUUAGAACUGAAGAACGAGUGUCACUUUUUGAUCAUCUGAGUGAGUCGAUACCUCCGUUCGUCAACUUGCCUCUAGGUUAUGUUUUUAUUCCUUUACUUGAGCGAAAGCUUUUCCUAGUUUUUUUUGUUUUAUGUUGUUUUUCUAUCUCUGCAACCUCUACACUUCGAAAGCAACAUUUGAUCUCUUUGAUUGAAAGCGCGUCGUUCUUUUAAAUUUACAAGAAACAAAAUAACCACAAGGUUGUUUUUGUUAUUCAAAUUUUUUACAAUUAAAAAAAGAUGUCUCACUUUUUCAUCUGAAUGGCACGUUCAUAACGCAUCAUUUGUGCAUUCAAAUCUCACCCUAACAUUAUUCAUUUUCUGAGCCCAUUUCACAUCACCAUAGCAAGGAAGUCUUUGAAAGAUGACACUUUGUACAUACAUUUACUAUGCGUGUUUUUGGUGUUGUUGCUUAUUGAUAGAGAUGAAAAAUAGCCUUAGCUAAAGUCAAGGCUAGAAAGUUUAAACUAAGAAAGAAUUCAAUUCAAUAAGACCACUUAUAUUAGGGACUUUAAGUAAACCACGACGGCGACGGUAACGAGAAUACGAACAAAAAAAAACUAAUGACCAAAACUGCGGCGAAACACGAGCGUUUUAAAACUCAACAUUUCUUGGGAAUCCCAUACAGACUAAAACAUGAAAUCGCCAACUUUUAUGUCCUCUUGACAAGGAAACCUCUACUGUGAUUUAGUCACGUUUUAACCUUGAAUUCAACACUGCAUUCACAUGUUUUGCAGAGGUGAAGACGUGCUACCUUCAGAAAUGUUGAACGCACCUAGUUAUUGGCGAAAGCCAAGAGGGAAUUAAUCACGUUUUUUUUUCGGAAACAUUGACCAUACGUCACAUCACGUCACACGUCAUUACGGCGAGUCACUGUAGUGACAUCUUAAACUCCCUAUCAUUAUAACAAGCCUGGCUCCCGCGUUAUUGUUAUGACUGCCAUUUUUUUAUUUUGCGCUUCUUUUCUCGCGCAUGGUUUAAUUCUCGCUCCUUCCCAGCGCUGGUUUGUCUUUUUCAACGUCGCCGUAAAAUCGCAACAAAUGACACCAUUUCUGUAGGCUGGAACGAAUGAGGUUUUCAAUGAGUCGUUUCCACCCGUCCCAGGCCUCCCUCCUUUUAUCACUUUGCGCUACCUCUUUCCGCCCCGACACCUUGUCUUCUCAGCAGUUAGGUGAAAUAAAGCAUUCGUUUAAUUUAGACAAGGGAUACCAUAAUUAAAAAUUAACGUUUCUUAUUUUCGAGACAGUUUCUGUUAAAAAUGAGUUUGACUGGAGUCCUUGGUCUGUCUGCACGAGAACUUGCGGUUUUGGCUCAUACCGCACCCGCGAGAGAACUUGUUCUCUUUCCAUCGCCAGGAAGACAUGCAUCGGGUCAGAAAUUCAGAAGGUCCUCUGCAAUGUACCCGUGUGCCCCAAAAUGGAAGCAGCAAGGCCUAAUGCUAUCUUUCGACAAAAAAGUACUGUUAACACAAGUAGGUAUCACCCUAAUGAUUUUAGAUACAUAUUUGUGGUGAAUGUAGAGUUGGCCUGAUGGUAGCGAUGACGCCUCGAGGCUAGGCCAGUUAUUGUGCCGUGUUCUUCGGAUCCAAGAUAAUUCUUUUUAAUUAAUAAGAACCCAAAACAUUUUCUUGCUGAACUGCAGGAGAAAUGGCAAUAACCCUUGUAAAUAAAUAUUUAGAAAACGGAAUAAUGUCGUACAAGAUUGGCCACUAAGAGGCUAAUUUUCUGUCGGUGAUUUCUAUCUUGUAAAAACUUUAGAGGAAGAAAUUCAAAUUUGAGAACAGACGCUGGAAUCGUACUUCUUGUUCUUUUAAGCUCUUAUGUGUAUGAUCCUCGAUAAUUCACAUCCAAGUUUCCAAUAAAAAUUCCUGGAACCUAGGUUUUUGUACUCAAGGUCAGGGUCAUGAGCACAGAGAAAAUGAUUGCUAUGGAAAUAUUUCAAGAACAGUAUGGAAUAUACGGGUAAUGAUAUCAGGAUGUAAAGGGUUAAAGACAACUUUCCUUUGAACCCCUUCCCUACUCCCCCUCAGCCUUAACACUGUAUUUUGAUCAUCGCACAGCCGUAAAUCUUCCUCGUAAAGUUUCAAGCGCGCAUGUCGCAGUAGUUCAACCAACCACUCCAUCCAAGUCUCCGAACCACACCUCUGGGUCCAAUGUCAUCCCACCUGAUUUACAAGCGGUGGCAGCUUUGGCAGCGGUGAAUAAGCCAUUCAUUUUACCAGGAGUAAACAAUCUAGAGACAAAUUACACCACGUGGUCACCUUGGUCUGAGUGCUCCCCAAGUUGUGGUCUAAAAGCUGUGAUGGUUCGACGACGUACCUGCAAGCUGAUUAGUGGAAAGAGCUGUCCGGGUCCUUCUACUCAGAAAAAGCCUUGCCCGUUUACUAAAUGCCCAGGUAUGCAAUAUGCAGAAAAUACCGGUCAGUAAAAUACAACCAUUAAGAAUGCACGAAAGCCGUUGCAUUUCGAAUGUUUUUACACCUAACCUUUCCUCGCAAGUUGCAAUUUUAUUCCCGCUGAAAUUUGUUAAGCGGUUUAAUUAGUUUCACCGUAGAUUUUCUAAAUAAACAGUUAAAAGAGUUUAGAAGUUGAAAGGUAAUCAAAAUGAAGUCUUCGCGUGCGUCGUAUGCGUUGUGUUGGCCUCUGUUAUUUUCCAUGGCAUAAUCAUGCAGCUUUCCUUCGUGGUACACCGUUGAAUUCAUUAGCCUCUCAACCCCCUCCCCACCUCUUUUUUUCCCGAAUAAUUCGAGACUCGGUUUACAAUCGAAGGAAGUUUACGCUCUUGUUGACUUACAAUGGCGAUUUGAAUUUCAGUUGAUGGCGGUUUUUCUCCUUGGUCUCAAUGGUCGCAUUGCACCGUGACCUGUGGCACCAGUGCAGUUAGCCGUCGAGAGCGCAGAUGCAACAAUCCCAAAACAGGGGCAGGUGGACGGGACUGUGUGGGAGAAUGGGUACAGUUAAAGAGCUGUGGAAGGAAGCCUUGCUCUGGUGAGACAAUCAUUAGGAAUUUUAAAUCUGAAAAAAAGGACAUACAUAUGACUUGUUCCUUAGCCUUGAAACUAGCUCCUAACUGGAACUGGUUCUGGCUUUUUCCUCUGUGAAACUUGUACAAGUCAGUCAGUGUCCGUGAUCAUUUCUCUCUGUUACUUUCUAUUGUUUAAGUGAACGGAGGUCUAACUGGCUGGACAGCAUGGUCUGCUUGUACAAAGACUUGUGAUACAAACACUGUUAGCGUCCGGGAGCGGUACUGCACUAACCCUCCCCCACAGGGUAGGGGUAAAGACUGUGUUGGUCAGAGGAUGCAAGCCAGAGCAUGUGCAUCAUCGAAGUGUCCAGGUAAAAUCCCAAGUGAAGAAAGGAAAGUUAAAAAAGAAAAGUCAGGUCACUUGUCUCGACUGACAGGUCCUAGAUGAUGUCCUGCCUAAUACUCUAAAAUGUACCUAGCCCUGAGCUGAUUUUGAUCAGGGUCAACGAAAAUCGAUGAUCAAUGUAUUUGUGUUUAGUUUCUUGAGAGUAUCUUAUGCCGAGCUCUUUUAAGCGAGUUUCUCUUAGUUCUUCUCUCGUUGCGCGUUUCGCGGAAUGUUCUGCAAGUUAUCUGUAUUGCAUAUAGACACGGGUAAGCGAAAGAAGCAGAAAACCACAAGCAAAAAUAAAUGUGUUGGCCAUGGAAAAGAACGAAUAGGCAAAUAAACAACAAGUGAACAAACAAACAAAGAAAAUAAACAAAAAAGGCAAAACAAACCUAACUAGUCUCCUAAGAAGCAAGACAAUAGGACAAAACAAAAGUAAGAAACUUGCAAAGGAGCAAGAUUGGUCUGAGACCGUUUUAUUUCUACGAACAGUUGACGGAGGCGUGUCAGCGUGGUCCGUGUGGUCUGAGUGCCGCGGCCGGCGCUGUGGAAGAGAGGUACGAAAGAGAAGGCGCAAAUGUUCAAACCCACCACCUGCUAAUGGCGGGAAAUCCUGCGUUGAGCCAUUGGUACAAAUUAGAAGAUGUCAAGUAAAGCACUGUAAAUGUGAGUCGAGUUCUAAUAUAAAUAUUCUUUUUUCAAAAGAGUUAAAAGCGAAACUGAAGUAAUCACAACAUGAUGUCGCCGUUGUUACUGAGAGUAAGAGCCAGUGGAACUGAAGUGAAAUUAAUAUAUGUAACUGAGAGAAACGUGGCAAAAAAAAUGAGUGACCAAGUCGGAAUUGAUUUCAGUUUUAUAUUUGACUAGUUGAAAGGGUACUGUGAGCUUUUUAGACCAGUCAUGAUAAAGUGGGUUUAUGGAAACGUGAUGCAGUCAUGAAAUAAUUCGACAAUCAGUUGAAGUUUGCUUUUCAAAAAGCAACGCUUAAUUUUGAAUCGCAAACUGCUUCUCUUUGCUUAUGAUGCAAAUAGCGAACAGUUCAAGGGCCUGUUUCUCUCUCUGCCAGCUACUUUAGGAUUUAGUCAAUGGUCUUCGUUCGGGAGAUGCUCCCGUGCAUGUGAAGGUGGAAUCAAGAAGAGGAAAAGAAGAUGUAAAAGACCCUCUAAGGGCUGCCAUGGUCCCAAGAUACAGAGAAGACGCUGCAACGAACACAGAUGUUCAAGUAAGUGAAUCAUUUGCAGAUUCAGCUUCACCUCUAAUUCGACUCAUAAAGUGAAUCUGUAAUGAUUUUCCCAAUUUCGGUUAGUUGAUCAAAGUAGAUGUAUUAGCACAUAUGCUUAGGAAGUAUUUUUCUUUUACGAUAAUGAGUUGGAUUGGGCUAGAUAUUGAUAUCAAAUUGUGAGCAUUAUUUUCUGUGUAAUAUUCCUUGACUCUUAAAUUGACUGCCCGAUUGGCUCUCUCAAUUAAGUUGCAUUCAGAAUGGCACAGGAUAAUCGCAAAGGCCUAAUGUUGCAUCACACAAAAUUAAGUAGUUUAAGACCAACCGGAUUUGAAACUCUUUUUUUAUUAGCUCAACUGUAUUAGAUUAUUGUCUUAAUUGAUUUAGACUUAAUUUUCAGAUUCUAAUUACCUGGUUCGAGCCGAUCCUCUUGAGCUGUGUGGUUACCACCCCUGUAAGGUGUCCAAAUGUGUAACAGAACCUACGGCAAUGUGCGUCAGCAACUCAAAAUGUAAACCGAUCUUCUUCGACAGGGAUGGGAAUAUAAUAAACUCUUGUAAAGGUAUGGAGACAAAACGAAAAGAAAUAUGUAAAAACACUUCAUUGAUAAUACGGUAAUAAACUAAGAACCGUACAAAAAAAGAGGUAAAACUCUUGGGAAAACUUAAAUUUCCGUUUAACAGGUAAUAGCAUUAACUCUUUACGCCCUGGCAUCAGGGUGCAUAACCUACACUUUGUUCUCUGUACAUUUCCUAUAGUGGCGAGAAGGAGAGUUUGUUUAACAAUCAAAAACUUCUUAUAGUUAAUCAUGUCCUUUAUUCUUGUGACUUUAAAGUUUGAUUCAGAGGUGAAUCUGUAAAGAGAAAUAAGAGCAUCCGUUUCCAGUACGGAAAUAUCCUCUUUAUCAACUUUAGAUCGAGGGAGUUAGCGACGGAUAUGACUUUUCGUGAAGACUUUAGCUAUUCCUAUACUUAUCCAUUGAGUUUUACCGAAGAUGACGUUUCAUGUUUUUCACACCUGAAAAUGAUACAAACGAACUUUGAAAAUUUUGCUACUCCUAUGAUUUGUCACCAUUAUGAAACAAGAAAGUUGCCAAGUCAGACCCAAAACAGUCUUGCAUAUUGCAUAUGACUCCUUUCUAAUGAGAUCCUGAAAUUCAACUCUCGUCCUUGAUGAGUGACAAGCCUCGGUGUACCGCAAAGCAGGUCAAAACAAGCAUAGAACCUUAUUUUACAAAUAUGACCAGGUGUUUUCAUUACAAUGCCACUCGAGCCUAUAGGGUAUUACAGAACUCACUUUCAGUUCAUCACACACCUAAGUUAGUUGCAUGUCUAAUAACUCCGUAUUUUUUGCCAUGUAGGAGACGCAAUAGUCCUAUCGAUUCCUCCAGAACGAGUUUGCCGAUUUAACCCUUGUGAAAAGUCUGCUUGUUACACCUACCAAGCUGAACGCUGCGUUGUGUCUUACGGAUGCAAACCCAUCUUCUUUGGAGUCAAUGGUCAGCGACUUAACUGCAGAGGUAAAGUGUGUUAUCACCAAGCCCGUACUUCUCUUGAUGGACUUCAUGAGACUAUUCAUGGGUCUGUUUUCGGCUUAAAGGUCUGUAUAUAAGAGUGAAGUUUUAACAAUUUAGGAUAUAUAUGAAAAGUAAUAAGAAACCAAUUGGAACUGGGUUUAAAGAUAUUUCAAAGGAAAUUUCAGUAAGAGUUGAAUUUCCAUCUAUUUUCGGAAACGCUUCUUUUUUCCUUUUCUUCUCAUUACUGCAUGGUUGGGGUACGAGGUGUUUUUGUCCUUUUCUUCAAAACAAGCCUUGUAUAGCUGAAUGGAAAAGCAUGAAGGGUACUAUUCUGUAUUGUUUCGUUCUUAACGUAAAUUUAUUUUAUCACGUCAACUUAAACGUUUUUUAUUCUAUCGGGCGUAAAUUGUAGGUUUUUUCGAACCAAUUUUUGCGUUUAUUAGGAUUGGUACAUUUUGUUUAUGUUUCAUAACAUUUUAAAGUGUGUUCAUCUUUUGGUAUUAUUACUGUUGAUUAUUUAAGAACAGACACCUUAAUAGUGUGUCCAUCUAUUGAUAUUAUUAUUGUUGCUUAUUUAAGAACAGACACCUUAAUAAAGGCACUCACUCAUUCGUUCGGUUAUUUAUUAUUCAUUCAUUUAUUAACUCAUUCGCCCACUUUUCAUUCACUCAUAUAUCUUUCAUUCAUUCAUUCAUUUACUCUUUCGCCAUUCAUUUAUUCAUUCAUCAGGCAUAUUGACAGUGCCAGCAAUGGAUGCAUGCGGCUUCAAUCCUUGCUUUGAAAAGGCAUGCAAAGUUGAUCUCACGGCUCGCUGUGUGACUGACGCACAUUGUAAACCAACCUUCAUUUCCAAGACUGAACGAAUACUGGACGAAUGCGUAGGUAAACAAAUCAUUUGAAUGAUUUAUCGGGUGAUAGACGGUUGACUUUUUAAGUCGUUGGAUUAUCAUAAGAGAAUAUGUAUUAUAAUACAAUGGCGACAUUUUCAAUUGGAAGUCGAGUGACGGUAAACGAAAAACACGUGAUAUCCCUUUCAAAACAAAUAGCUACAAAGCUAAGACCAAUCGCCACCAGAUCACUUCGUUUUUUCCCAGAAUUCUCCGCGGUUCCUUGUUCUUAUUGGCGGUAAAAUAACUUUUGUAAUCUUUUUCUUCCCUCUCAAGAGGACCUAGACGAUGAUGAUGAAGAAAGCGACGAGGAACACGACGAGACAGAUAGUGCUGAGGAAGCUGGAGGAAACGAUCCUGAUGUCGAAGACGUCUCGAAUUCAGACGACGACAGUGAUGAUGACAGCAAUGAAAAUAAUGACGACGAUGAUGACGAUGGCGAAAUUAAGAACCACAAACAUAGCAAACGUAAAUUGCGUAAGAAAAUUCACGUUGAGGAUGAUGAGGAAGAAGACGAUACAAUCAAGAAAAAAAGACAGUUGAUAACGAUGAAGAUGCUGCUAAUUCUAAAAAAAAGACUGAAACUCCAGUGGUUCACUUGA
Pocillopora meandrina is the source of this 17586-nucleotide messenger RNA. Lineage: Eukaryota; Metazoa; Cnidaria; Anthozoa; Scleractinia; Pocilloporidae. The record is from the annotation of a GenBank genome assembly.